Hypanus sabinus (Atlantic stingray) is the source of this 1089-nucleotide messenger RNA. Its product is annotated as ras-related protein Rab-3C-like. Gene Ontology annotation, cellular component: endosome; plasma membrane; synaptic vesicle. The transcript has 5 exons. Gene Ontology annotation, biological process: protein secretion; regulation of exocytosis; protein localization to plasma membrane. Lineage: Eukaryota; Metazoa; Chordata; Chondrichthyes; Myliobatiformes; Dasyatidae. Gene Ontology annotation, molecular function: GTP binding; GTPase activity. The record is from RefSeq and is a predicted model, not a curated record. The coding region runs from base 79 to 738 and encodes 219 amino acids.
AACCUUGAAUAAGCAUUACUUUUGUCUUCUUUUGACUUGUAUCCGGGUUUUCCCCAGUUAAUUUAGAAAGCAGAGCAGAUGGCAUCUGCCGCAGAUUCAAGAUAUGGACAGAAGGAUGCAUCAGAUCAGAAUUUUGACUAUAUGUUCAAACUUCUCAUAAUUGGAAACAGCAGUGUGGGAAAGACUUCUUUCCUUUUCAGAUAUGCAGAUGACACAUUCACAUCAGCCUUCGUUAGUACUGUUGGUAUUGAUUUUAAAGUGAAGACCGUUUACAGAAAUGAUAAAAGGGUCAAGUUGCAGAUUUGGGAUACAGCUGGUCAAGAGCGAUAUAGAACCAUUACUACUGCUUACUACAGAGGAGCCAUGGGCUUCGUACUUAUGUAUGACAUUGCUAAUGAAGAAUCCUUUAAUGCAGUACAGGACUGGGCAACCCAGAUCAAAACGUACUCAUGGGAUAAUGCACAAGUCAUCCUUGUUGGAAAUAAAUGUGACAUGGCAGAUGAGCGUGUAAUUCCUGCUGAAAAAGGGAAACAUUUGGCUGAGCAGCUGGGAUUCGAGUUUUUUGAGGUCAGUGCCAAAGAAAACAUCAAUGUCAAGCAGGUCUUUGAACGUCUAGUAGAUAUCAUAUGUGAGAAAAUGUCAGAAAGCCUGGAGUCUGAUCCAUCAAUGGGCAGUGGGAGGAAGCACACACGGCUGACAGACAACCCAGCAUCUGUGCAACAGAAUUGCGCCUGCUAGUGACCGCUCAACUUGGUGACCUCUGACCUCUCCAUUAUUUUUUCUUUUUCUCUUUAUAGUUGCAUGUGCUAUGAAGGCAAUCAAACGCCAAUUCAUUCAAUAUUAUGCAGAUGGUAGAACUAAUAAAUUUUAUUUAUUCUUUAAUGUGUUUAAAUGUUAUGUACUUUUGCACAAAGUGAACAUUCAACUACAUUAUAAACCUUACUAUGUUACUAACUAAUGCUGAUAUUGAUGUUUUUGAGACUGGACCUUUUCAGUCCUUCUGAAUUGGAAAUCAAGAUUUUAUAGUUAACUGUUUAGGUGAUUGCUGUAACAUGGUUUAUCUUGGGAAGUCAUAAAGAAAGUAUUAUG